GUCGAAAAAGAAAAAAAACAAGUCUUUAAAUAACAAGUUUUGCUACGGAAUCGAGAGAAAGAGAGAGAGAGGAUGAAGGCGAUCGUGAUCUCGGAGCCAGGAGCGCCGGAGGUUCUGCAACUCCGAGAAGUCGAAGACCCACAAGUGAAGGAAGAUGAGGUUCUCAUUAGAGUUCACGCCACUGCUUUGAAUCGAGCCGAUACUCUCCAGAGACUUGGCUCUUACCCUCCACCACCUGGCUCUAGCCCUUACCCUGGUCUCGAGUGUUCUGGAACCAUCGAAUCCGUUGGCAACAGCGUCUCACGUUGGAAGGUCGGAGACCAGGUAUGUGCUCUUCUUUCAGGAGGAGGCUAUGCUGAGAAAGUUGCUGUACCUGCUGGACAACUCCUCCCUAUCCCUGCUGGUAUCUCUCUAAAAGAUGCAGCGGCUUUCCCUGAAGUGGCGUGCACUGUUUGGUCAACUGUCUUCAUGAUGGGCCGUCUCUCCCCUGGUGAAUCUUUCUUGGUUCAUGGAGGUUCAAGUGGGAUUGGGACAUUUGCAAUUCAGAUGGCUAAACAUCAAGGAGUGCGAGUAUUUGUCACAGCAGGAAAUGAGGAAAAGCUAGCUGCUUGCAAGGAACUCGGGGCUGAUGUUUGUAUAAAUUACAAAACCGAGGACUUUGUUGCAAAGGUUAAAGCGGAAACCGAUGGGAAAGGUGUGGAUGUUAUCUUGGACUGCAUCGGAGCGCCGUAUUUGCAGAAAAACCUGGACAGCUUAAACUUCGAUGGAAGGUUGUGUAUUAUCGGUUUAAUAGGUGGAGCCAAUGCAGAAAUAAAACUAAGUAGUCUGCUUCCAAAGCGUCUUACUGUCUUAGGAGCUACGUUAAGACCAAGAAGCAAGGAAAACAAAGCGGUUGUUGUAGCGGAAGUCGAGAAGACUGUUUGGCCAGCGAUAGAAGCAGGGAAAGUAAAACCGGUGAUUUACAAGUAUCUACCAUUGUCCCAAGCAGCAGAAGCUCAUAGCCUUAUGGAGAGUAGUAAACAUAUUGGCAAGAUUCUGCUUGUGACUUGAUUCUCUGCAAAGGGAGAAAUGUUCAGAGACGAAAAUAAAUCGUUGUGGAUAAUAAUAAAAUCUGGUGGAUUGUGUUCAUAGAUGUACAAGAGUUUGUUCAUUGGCCUUAUGUAUUUCUGUUUUUGUCAAAGAGACUCUUUAACUAUGGAACAUAUAACCAAAUAAGCUGUCUACAAGUAUACUAUACUUGUAUACCAAAUAUCUACAUCUCUAUA
Molecule: messenger RNA, 1265 nt
Organism: Eutrema salsugineum
Lineage: Eukaryota; Viridiplantae; Streptophyta; Magnoliopsida; Brassicales; Brassicaceae
Product: quinone oxidoreductase PIG3
Exons: 5
Coding region: 73-1050 (325 amino acids)
Molecular function (GO): oxidoreductase activity
Source: RefSeq, a predicted model, not a curated record